CUCGUGAACUUGAAUCGCUAGUUUUGACAGUACUGCGUGAAACCAUAUCCUAAGGAUUUCUCUUCUUCUCGAAGUAAAAAAAGCGCGCAGAUGGGUCGCCCAGUUCUCUCCCAGUUCCUCGCUCUCUCUACCCUCUCUCCACCCUUCUCCUCUUCCAUCUUUAGACCCAGAAGAGUUCGCAGUAGUUUACUUCCUGUUUGCCGCAAUGUUUCCUACUUCCAAUGCUAUUGCAGCGCCUCAGUCACUCAAUCAGCCGGCACUGAUACAGAGAGUUCUUCCAGCUCAGUAAAGAAACGGGUGGUAUCUGGUGUUCAGCCUACAGGAUCAAUACACCUUGGUAAUUAUCUUGGUGCCAUUAAAAAUUGGAUUUUACUGCAGGAUACAUAUGAAACCCUCUUUUUCAUUGUUGAUCUUCAUGCGAUAACUCUACCAUAUGAUACCCAACAGCUAUCAAGAUCAACCAAAGAAACUGCUGCCAUUUAUCUGGCAUGUGGUGUUGACACUUCCAAGUCUUCAGUUUUUGUGCAAUCUCAUGUCCGAGCUCAUGUAGAAUUGAUGUGGCUGUUAAGUUCUGCCACACCAAUUGGAUGGCUGAAUAAGAUGAUCCAGUUCAAGGAGAAAUCACGUAAGGCGGGGGAUGAGAAUGUUGGGGUUGGCCUUCUAACAUACCCUGUUUUGAUGGCUUCUGAUAUUCUCUUAUAUCAGUCUGACUUCGUCCCAGUUGGUGAAGACCAGAAGCAACAUCUAGAAUUGACCAGAGAGAUGGCUGAGCGUGUUAAUUAUUUAUAUGGGGGAAGAAAAUGGAAGAAGUUGGGAGGGAGAGGUGGAUCACUUUUCAAGGUGCCUGAACCCCUCAUUCCACCAGCUGGAGCCCGAGUUAUGUCUCUGACAGAUGGUCUGUCAAAGAUGUCCAAAUCUGCUCCUUCUGAUCAAUCUCGAAUUAACCUACUUGACUCAAAGGAUAUGAUAGCAAACAAGAUUAAACGGUGCAAGACUGACGCAUUUCCAGGAAUGGAAUUUGACAAUCCUGAAAGACCCGAGUGCAACAACCUUUUAUCAAUAUAUCAACUCGUUACUGGAAAGACAAAGCAGGAAGUUUUACUGGAAUGCCAAGAUUUGAACUGGGGUUUGUUCAAGAACCUUCUUACCGAUGCUUUGGUAGAUCAUCUCCAUCCUAUUCAGAAACGCUAUGGGGAAAUCAUGUCAGAUGAAGCUUAUCUCGAUGGAAUCUUGUCAGAAGGUGCUCGAAACGCCUCAGACAUUGCGGACGCAACUGUCAAUAAUGUUUACCAGGCCAUGGGAUUCUUACGCAGAUAAAUCACUAUGAAGAGGAAGGAAAAAUGUGAAACCAUAUGUUUGUUUUAAUGAGCUCACAACAAUUUGGGAUAAUUUUUUGAAAUCUUAGACUUCAUUUUCAUGUAAUGUUCAUGAGAGGGAUAUAAUUUAUUUAUUUUAUUUUUUCAAUUUUUAUAUAUGAUUGUAAUUCAAAUCAAUUUGAAAUCAUUUAUUGAUUGGAUUAUAAUUUUUUAAGA
Messenger RNA from Impatiens glandulifera, 1532 nucleotides. Its product is annotated as tryptophan--tRNA ligase, chloroplastic/mitochondrial. The coding region runs from base 91 to 1317 and encodes 408 amino acids. Gene Ontology annotation, biological process: tryptophanyl-tRNA aminoacylation. The transcript is spliced from 15 exons. Gene Ontology annotation, molecular function: ATP binding; tryptophan-tRNA ligase activity. The record is from RefSeq and is a predicted model, not a curated record. Gene Ontology annotation, cellular component: mitochondrion; chloroplast. Lineage: Eukaryota; Viridiplantae; Streptophyta; Magnoliopsida; Ericales; Balsaminaceae.